Messenger RNA from Polyodon spathula (Mississippi paddlefish), 4286 nucleotides. RefSeq names its product peroxisomal biogenesis factor 6 (gene pex6). The record is from RefSeq and is a predicted model, not a curated record. The transcript is spliced from 17 exons. Gene Ontology annotation, cellular component: cytosol; peroxisomal membrane. Gene Ontology annotation, biological process: protein import into peroxisome matrix. Gene Ontology annotation, molecular function: ATP binding; ATP hydrolysis activity. Bases 9 to 3305 code for a protein of 1098 amino acids. Lineage: Eukaryota; Metazoa; Chordata; Actinopteri; Acipenseriformes; Polyodontidae.
UCAACAACAUGGCAGCUCUGGCAGAGUUGUUCACCUUGGAUACCUUUCCGUCUCAAUACCAUCCUCUUCACGUUCUUCUUACAAAGUCACAAUUUACGCAAGUAUUCCCGAACAGAAAUGAUGCCACUUGUGUCUUGCUGUCUGCUCGGAGACGUCAGGAUCCAACUGGGGCUGAGUUAUUCCUUUGCGCACACGUAACAACAGAGGAAGAAAUAUUGCAGGGCGAAACCCCUGUCAAAAGUGAUUCAUUUGUUAACAUGUACACAAGCAAGAUUUUUUGUAGACAUUAUGGCUUCCAGACUCGGGAAAACGUAAAAUUACGUGUGGUGAAGCCGAUAGCGCUGAGUAAAAUUGCCAUUGGCGCUAGAAGCAGGCAGAGUUUCCAAUGGGCCAGCUCUGAGAAGUUUUCCAAUGGGCUGCUCAUACGCGCUUCGUGUCAAAAGGAAAACCUCCUGGCAAGACAAGGGGAUGUGUUGGCAGUUCCUUACCAUCCACUGUUUGGCGAAGACGCUGGCCAGGUCAACCAUUAUCUGCUUGACUUGGUUAUAUUAGAGUGCACACCUGUAAUGCAGGGAGUUAUUACAGUAAAUACUCGCGUAGUGGUCGCAGAUUUUAGAGAGAUGGCCCAGAACCCUGCUGCUGUGGAAGGUUCACAUCAUGGACACAGAGUUCUGCAGUCGCUGUAUGUUUCUGAUUUUGCGCACUAUGUCAAUAGCCUAAGCGGUGGCAGUUCAUUGCUGGACAGCAGGAAAUUUUUGAGUGCAGACUUUUCUAGUUUUCUGCAAGCGCUGGAAUGCAGGUUUGAUAUUCGAGUGGUAGAUAUAUCUAGCUUGAUAAAGCAGGGGAAAAUUAAACUGAAAGAGCAGUGUGGUCCAGCAAGGGACCUCGACACGUGCCUCUUCCUGAGCAAAAAUUCGCUCCUUAAACUGGGUCUAUUCAACCAGGAAUGGGUUACUGUUUCUGCUUUGAACGCCCCUUCCGAUAAAAUCAGAACCGUAAAUAGAAAUGAACGUUUACAAGAACUGGGUAGAUCGGAUGACAAAGCGGAUCAUGACGAUGCUGGAAAGAACAGAUGCGGGCAUCUCGCUUCAGUGGUUGUUGCAGAUUUCAUUAGGUCUGCAGACCCGGAUCUACCCGACAACGUGGGUCUUGUCUCACCUUCUUUAUGGUUCAACCUUUCCAAGGGGGCAGCAGUACCCGUUACCAGCAGAGCUGUGAAGCUCAAGAGGUGUUAUGAACUGAAGUCACAUAAAGAUACACAGCCAAAAGAUAGCAAGUCAUGCACAGCAACCCCACUUUAUGCAAAAGAACUGCAUGUUGAGGUCAUUACAUCACCUGCCUACAGCUCCAGUGGAGUCUUUGAUAAUAUCCUGUAUGAGCACUUUAGCACACCCAGGUUGGUCCAGUUAGGUGAUGUUUUGUGCGUGCCCAGUGAGGGACGAGCAGAGUUCCUGGAGACUCAUACAGAUGGAUUUACAAGUUGGCCGAUGCUGUAUUUUAAGGUAAAGAAGGUUUUCGGCAUAGGUGAGGAGGAUGGAGGUACAAGUUCCAUUGGUUACUUGGCUGACAAAGAUCACUCUUCUCUCUACCUGACAGGCUCCACAAACAGCUAUGUUCCAUGUGCCUUCUUGGGAGAUGGGCAUACAUUCUGGACCAGCUUGUCUCCUCCAGGGCUUUCUAACACAGUGGAGCAGCUUACCACUAUCAUACAGCCUUACGUUACAGACGGUUCUCCAGGGCUGGGUGGACCGUGCAGUGUCCUAGUACAGGGACUGAGGGGCAGUGGGAAGGUUACAGCUAUCAGAGCAGCGUGCAGGAGACUGAACCUUCACCUGCUCAAGGUAGACUGUGUGAAUCUCUGUGGUGAUACAACUGCGGCUACUGAGGCCAAGCUGCAGGCUGCCUUCUCACGGGCUGAUCUCUACAAGCCCUGCGUGCUCCUGCUGAGAAAUAUCCAGAUCAUUGGGAGGCACCGAGACGGGCUGGGGGAAGACUCCCGAGUCACCUGUACUCUGAGACAGCUCCUCGCCAACACUGCUAAACAACCCAGCAUCUACCCUGCUGUAGUCAUUGGCACAGUGUGUAACCCUCAGGAGCUAUUUCCAGAUGUAGUGACAGCAUUUCUCCAUGAGGUGGCUCUAGAGAGUCCUUCAGAAGAGCAGAGAAAGGCAAUGCUGGUCAGCCUUGCUGCAGCCAUAUCUCUGGGAAAAGAUGUCAAUCUGAGUAAAAUCGCCAAACAGACAGCAGGGUUGCUUCUGGGGGAUCUCUGCGCAUUACUAGCCUACGCUAGUAAAUCAGCCUUCAAACGAGUACUCAAUACUUGUUUUCCAGGUGGAAUAAGUUUACAAGAAGAGCAUGACCUCUGUGCUUCUGGAGUAUCUGUCCUUUCUGAGGAUUUUACCAGCUCCCUGGACCAGAUCCAGAAGGCGCAUUCACAGACCAUCGGAGCGCCUAAGAUCCCGUCUGUGAAGUGGCAGGAUGUGGGCGGCCUACAGCAGGUGAAGAAAGAGAUCCUGGAUACUAUCCAGCUGCCCCUGGAGCACCCUGAGCUGCUGUCUCUGGGCCUGAGGCGUUCUGGAUUGCUACUCUAUGGACCACCAGGCACUGGAAAAACACUGCUGGCUAAAGCAGUGGCAACAGAGUGUUCCAUGACAUUCCUUAGUGUAAAGGGGCCAGAACUGAUCAACAUGUAUGUGGGACAAAGUGAGGAAAAUGUUAGAGAAGUGUUUGCCAAGGCCAGGUCUGCAGCACCUUGUAUUAUUUUCUUUGAUGAGCUGGAUUCACUUGCUCCUAACAGAGGUCGCAGUGGAGACUCAGGAGGAGUCAUGGACAGAGUGGUAUCCCAGCUUCUGGCUGAGCUGGACGGGCUUCACUCCACAGGGGAGGUGUUUGUGAUUGGAGCCACAAACCGGCCGGACCUCCUGGAUCAAGCACUGCUCAGGCCUGGCAGAUUUGACAAAUUGCUGUAUGUGGGCAUCAAUGAAGAUAAGGAAUCCCAGCUACAGGUUCUUAAGGCGAUCACUAGAAAGUUCAAGGUGGAUUCGAGUGUCAGCCUCCCUGAUGUUAUUGAGAGAUGCCCUCCUCGGUUGUCGGGAGCAGAUAUCUAUGCACUCUGCUCAGACGCCAUGAUGUCAGCCAUAAAGCGGAAGAUCAGGAGAAUAGAUGAAGGUCUGGACACAGAGGACUCGGAUCUCCUACUAAUGGGGGAGGAUUUUCAGCAUGCACUAGAGAAACUACAGCCAUCCGUAUCGGACCAAGAACUACUGAAACACAAACUCAUCCAGCAGAAAUUCACAGCAAAAUAACAGGAACACAAUAAUGUGUUAUGCAUUGUAAAACCUGUCCCUAGUAAAAAGUGGUCAAGUUACCAUUCUCUGUACUGGUGACUAGUACAGCCAGUGAUGGCUCAAAUAAAUUAUUGGCUCUGGAAAAACUCUAGAAUUUAUAAAACAUAAAUGAAAGCAAGCUACAGCGUUAAUUUGUGAGGGUAAACUACUUGUUAUGUGCAUCACAUACAGAAUUAUUUCAUGCCUGUUCAAUACCACAACAGUGCAACGUUUACUUCACAAUGUUCAAUGUAGUUCAGUAGUGGUUCCCUUUUUCCAGGCUGACAUUCAAAGACUUAAUUUUUUUUUUGUAUCUGUAAAACAGAAAUUAAAACUACAGUGUUUGUUUCUGAAGGUUAACUACUCGGUUAGCUAUAAGGGGUAUCAAAGCAAAAUUAUUUUUUCACAGCUGUGGAAUACCACAAAACUGUACUUCACAAAAAAAAGGAAAACAAAUGCACACUGCAGUUCAGUACUGGUUCUCUGCACCAGCUUCUUAAAAAUGAAAUAUCCAUUUACAUUUACAAAAAAAUCAAGAAAAUAAUCCUCAAACCUACUGUAACAAAUAGCAGGUGAUCUUGUUAGAUUUACAGUAGGAUGUGUAGGCCAUCCACCAGUGUGCGAAAGGCACAGUCAUUGCAAACCUUUCAUUUUCUUUCAUUUUUCUUGUUUUAGAAUGUAAUCAUCAAUUUCUUAGUGAAAAUAAGAUGCUAGUACAAUAGAUUAAUAUGUCCAUGAAGGUUUGCCAACAAAAGAGAAGGUGGAAAAGGCUCAUUCAGUUGAGCAGUGAGGCACUCCACACUAGACUACACACAGUGCUGGCACCAUUCACACCCAUUCGCUCUAGAAACACAAAUUUUAAUAACAUCAUUUACAUACAUUCCUAUACUAAAAUCUUUGCCAAUACAGGGAAAUUAAUGUAUCUAUAUGUAAAUAAUUUACAAUCACACUCAUUGUUUU